Messenger RNA from Aspergillus costaricaensis CBS 115574, 693 nucleotides. Its product is annotated as mitochondrial 54S ribosomal protein bL33m. NCBI's taxonomy places the organism in Eukaryota, Fungi, Ascomycota, Eurotiomycetes, Eurotiales, Aspergillaceae. Gene Ontology annotation, molecular function: structural constituent of ribosome. Bases 51 to 233 code for a protein of 60 amino acids. The record is from RefSeq and is a predicted model, not a curated record. Gene Ontology annotation, biological process: translation. Gene Ontology annotation, cellular component: ribosome; mitochondrion. The transcript has 2 exons.
CCCAGGCAAUCCACCUCCUCAAGCUUAAUCUCCCCCGAAAGCCCCUCAAAAUGGCCAAGAAAGUCAAGUCGCGCACUAUCACCGUGCGUCUCAUCUCCAUGGCCAUGACCGGUUUCUAUCGCACGAUGAUCCGUCCCCGUACGCACCGUCCGCUCAGUAUGCUCAAGUACGAUCCCGUCGUGAAGAAGAAGGUCCUGUUUUUGGAGGCUACGAAGGGUGGAAGGAAUAAAUAAGCCACCUUACGGUCCGGAUAUAUUUUCUUUGUGUUUCGUUUACUCGGUGGUUCGUUUCGAUAAUCACGCUCGGCUGGACGGCGUCCAUAUAUCUCGAUCGCUGGGAGAGUGUGUGGUUAGAGGCAACUUCUGACGAUAGUUGCGCUUCGCUUCACUUCGGUUCGGCUUCUUUUCUACGGUUAACCGCUACGAGACGACUUGCGAGAUACCGAUACCGAUACCGAUACCGUAUCCUCCGGCUGGAUUUGGGAUGAGCCAUCACAGGAUCUUUUUUUCGAUAUGAGACGAUCAUGUAUAUUAGACGGUGCAGUGGCGAGGAUGGUCGUGGAGGCUGGAUCAUAAAGACAGGCUUCCGUGGACGUUCGAGCUGUGCAUCUUUUUCGGUGUUAUAUUGUGGCGUUUAGAGCAAGACAUUCUGGGUUGAAUCAAUCUUCAUUUAUCAAUUUAUUUGCGUUGCUGC